AGGGGUUGCAGAGCCUAAAAGGUUGAGAACCGCUGAUCUAUAGAGUAAAUGAUGUACAGGUCAAUGGUUUUUAUGGUUGAUGGCCAUUGAGGGUGUCAUGUAGGCAGAAUAAUGACCAACCACCUUUAAUUUCCCCCAACUAAGAUCAGAUACCCAUAAGAGCUGGGUAUGAUGGCUGACUGGCCAUGCAGUCCCUGUUGGACUAACAUUUGGUCGUAGUGAUUUUACUGCCCGCUGCCAUCCCCCAUAGUCCUGCGGGAUAUUUGGACCAGAAAGUAGAUUAUCUUCAACUUCAAAGGAACAUCUGAAGCAUGUAAAACAAACUUUUCAGACCACUUUUUGCAUGUAAAGAUAAGUGGUUGAAGUAGUAAACAAUGAGUAAGUCAGAGGGUAGACCAUUGCCCCAGCCCAAGAAAGCAAAACAGGAUUUAUUAACUGAACUCAACUCAGUCUUGUCUGUACGAGCUGAAAAAAUAAGACUGCGUCUUCAAGAUGAAAAACUUACCAUGGAAUCCAACAUUGGUAAUGACAUGGCUGAUGCAACACCACACAUUGUUAAUGAGAACAACAGCAAUCUUCCAUUUAGUGAUAUUGCUGCUGUUGAAAGCAAUAGAUCUGACCCACUCAGUAAAACUAGCCACAUUCCAGUUUCUAGAGCUAGACAGAAGAGACACCAGGUGAAAGAAGUUGCUGUGGAUAUUCCUGAUAUACUCAAAUUAAAAACUACAACAACAGGAGGGCUAAUUCCUACCAUACCUAAAAGCUCUACUGUAAAUAUAAAAAAUUAUCGCCCAGGAUAUAACUGGAAUAAUGGAGGUCGAGUUAAAGAACUUCGUAUAAGAUACCUUGCCAGAAAAUUUCUUUUACUAUGGUGUCAUUAUGUAUUUGGCCGUGUAAGACUGUCAGUAGCAAGAAACCAUUACAAGAAGAGACUUUUACAGAGUGCUUUUACAGAAUGGUAUAACCAUUGGUGGACUAUUGUUAAAGAAUGGAGGCUUGGAAUCAGAGCGGAUUGUCAUUACAGAUAUAAAUUGUGGCUUUAUGUAUUCAUGAGGUGGAAACAAUUUGUAAUAGCUAGAAGAGAAUGCCAUGCCAAAAUAAGGAAAGCAGAUCAAUUCUAUAGGGAACAAUUGCUUCUAUCUGCAUGGAGUGAAUGGAAGAAUUGGAUAAUCUUCAAGCAUAAUUUUAGAAAAUUGUUGGCAGACGCUGAUAAACACCGGGAUGGUUGUUUGACUAGAAAUGCUUGGUUAGCGUGGACAGCCCAACAUAAUGCUGUUCAUGUUAGACAAGGCAAAAUGUUAUCUGCUAUACAGUUCUGGUCAAAUAGACUACAGAAACAGCAUUGGCGUCUUUGGAAGUCUGCUGUAGAGGACAGAAAAAAUCUUCAAACGAAAUUUGAUCUUGCAACUAAGCACCAUAAUAGUAUAGUAGUCACAGAGUGCUUCAGGAACUGGGUGCUUUAUCUGAAACAUAGAAGAGCUAAGAAGGCAUCUGCAGACUUUGCAAGACAAAUUUACCAAUAUAAUUUAAAGAAGAAAAGUUUUAAGCUUAUGCAACUUCAGUGGGUUCAAAUACGUUCCAUGCGGCAGCACCACUUAAAGAUUGAAAUGCUGUCUCUAAGAUUCAAAUGUCGAUGGAUUCUUUGGAGAUGGAGGCAGUAUGGUGUCUUAUCAAAAGAAAAGAAAUCUAAAGAAAAGCUUGCACUUACCUUCUAUUAUAUUCAUCUUCAGAGAACUUGUCUACAAGCCCUUCGCCUCAAUGUUGUUCACAGCCACAUCAAAGUGAUGAGAGCUCAGCUUGCUAGUCAUCUUAGAAAUACACAGAUUCAACAUAAAGCUUGGAAUAAUUGGAAAUCAGCAUUGGAGACUAGAGAAGAGAUCAUGAUAGCACCUCAAACUGAGUUGGCCACGAAACAUUAUAAUUCAAAGAUCAUUAGCUAUAGUUUUUUCUCUUUGGUGAAAUAUGCACAGUGGAGGAAAUAUAGAAAGGAGCAGUAUGCCAAAGCAGAGGCUCAUUACUAUCUCUAUAUUUUACCUAAGUGCUUUUAUCACAUGCAUUUAUUUGUUGUACAAGAAAAAAAGAACAGAUCUAAUUCUAUCAAGUCUAUAGCCUUUCAAAGAUAUACUCUGCAACAAAAAAUGUUACACAAGUGGCAACAAGCAGAAAAAUUAAGUCGAGAUGAACGGAUGAUGAAUAGAAUGGCUUUAUUGCAUAGAGAAAAUGUCAUUGUACAAUCUUUCUUCACCUUGUGGAGACAAAGACUUCAACAACAUUUGUUGGAAGAAAAGCAAUUAACAGAAGUUAAGAACUAUUAUGUGAGAUCCUUAGUUUAUAAAGUAUUGACAAGAUGGUGGAAUCUGGUGAAACAAAAAAAGAAAUACAAAGAAAAUAUUAAAAAAGCCAUACAGUUUGAUAAAGCAAAGACUAUGUGCAAAUCACUCAGUCAUUGGAAGAAGUGGCUGUUGAGAAGAAAAUGUAAAAAACAAACAAUGAGAAAAGCAGAGACAUAUUGGAAGUUAAAGGUUUUAAAAAAGUGCAUCUGUGCUUUGAAAGAUUUUGUAGGGCACGGAAAGGUUUUUAAAUCUUUGGCUGAGAAUAAAUACCAAGUUCACAGAAGGAACAUAUUAAGAAAAACUUUUUGUGAAUGGAGAAGUGUAACUGUCUAUUUAUCAGCUCAAAAGAAGAAAGUCCACUUGAUAUGUAGUGUUCAUAAAAGAAAUUUGGUGCACAAGAUUUUUCACGAAUGGCAUAAAUAUACUUCAACUCAUGCUUAUAAGAAAUCUCAAACCCUUAUGUUGUUAAGUGAAGCAAAGAUUUUUUUACAACGAACUAAACUUCAGCUCCACUUCAAGCAUUGGGUGCAAGUCACUGACCUAUCUAAAAAUAUAAACCAUAGAAACCAACUUGCUGUUGAUCAUUACAAUAAAGGAAAUCUGAGAAGAGCAAUGAACUCUUGGAAAGAAUAUAGUAGAUUAUGUCUGAGGAAAAAACUGCUAGUGAGACAGUCAGUUUGGUUUCAUGAUGUUCGUUUGACUGCUAAACAUUUUUUGACUUGGAAACUCAGAUUGGCAGAAAAACAAGAAGAGAUGCAACAAUCUCAAGUAGCUCUAUGGCACUGGAGUCUUGUCUUGCAAAGAAAAGUUUUAUUGGCUUGGGUGGAGUACGUGGAGCAAAUCAAGCAUAAAAGAGGUCGACUAGCAGCGGCUGCUGUAUCAUGGAGAGAAAAUCUGUUGAAACAAGCCUGUUCUCAAUGGCUUGUCACAGCAGACAGCUUGAUGCAGAUGAGAUCAACUAUGGCAGUCCAGCAUCAGGCCAAAACUAUAUUUGACAGUUUUCAGGUAGUGCACAAGUGUGCCUUGCACUGGAAAGUUUGGACAAAGAAAAGAAUUUCUAGACAAGGACGUAAAAAAGAGAAGUGUGUUAGUCUUACAUUGAAUAGUCACGAAGAGGGUCAUCCAAGCUGUCCACCUGAAAUAGUUAUGCCUUUUUCAUUACCUGCAAGUGUGACUGAAAAGAAACUUGUUCAGCCUCAACUCACUUUAUUAUCACCAUUAAAACCUUUCCAGAAAUAUGACCAUUCGUCAAUGCAAGGGUUAAGGCGCCCACAGCCCAAAAGACCUGAAUUCUUAAUCAAUUCUCUUAAACGAGCAGGAUUGAGUAAAUUUAUCUACAAUAGUGAUGAGAGUCAGGAAACAUUUGGUGUUAAAAUAACUGAGCAAGUGCAAGAAGAAACUGAGGAUCAGUCAGACAUACACAUUUUAAAGAUUCACAGUGGCUGUUCUUUUCAACCAAUAGAAUCUCAUCAACUUUCUCCAUGCCUUCCUCAAGACACCCAAGUGCCUAACAAAAGUACACCAAUUUUAAACUACCUCCAAAAUGAUACAGAGAAGACAGAGCCAGAAUAUCCUACCAGCCAAAGUGUUCAAAAUGUUUUCUCAUUUGACAAAGACAGUAGUUAUCUGACUAAUCCUAAUGAACAGUUAACAUUAUCAUACAGUCAAAAUGAGAAAAACAUUCAGAAACAGCAAAACAAACAUAUUAUUGAGGACAAAGUUAUUCUCUUGAAACCUGAAGAUUUUAUGAAGAAACCUUUUAUGGAAGACAAACAGACUUUGUCUCUUGCAGAAGACAAACAGUCAAUCCAAAUACCUGAAACAUUAUAUUAUAAUAGUCUUUCUAGUUUUAAAAGUGAUGAUGAAAAUAAGAAACCUAAACAGACUAGAAUGAAUGACAACUUUGAACAGAAACUGAGUGAAAAUGUUUCUGAAAUUUCUGAAUCACAAGAUAUGUCACCUAAACAUAGUGCUAGAAAAAUUAAUUCUUCUGGCAAAUUGUCCUCACUGGAAAUCGAGAUAUUACAUAUUCGAGAUAAACUUAAACACUUUAAAUACCAAAAGAAACAACUUAGUUCUCUUCAAAAGCAAUACAAGCAUCUUUCUGAUUGGUUGAAAGAUCAAGAACAGUGGGGAACACAAGAUGAUAAAGACAUUAUUGAAGCUUCUAAAGAGUUAGAUAUGAUGCAAAGGGAAAUAAAAAAUGUGCAGUCAGUAGUGAACACACAGAAACCUAUUUGUGAGUUACUUGCUCAGAGGGCACAGAUAUUAGUUCAGAUGCUUACAGACACAAUGCAUUAAAUUUUAAAUAAUUGUUCAUAUAUUAUUGAAUUCAGUUCUUUAUAAUUAGUUGAUAAUAAAUUACAAAAUAGCUUUAUUUGUACAUUUUUAGGAUUUAAAAAAAAUAAUUGUGUUUGUACUGAAACUAAACUGUCAAACUUUCCAGGUAUUAAAAUAAGUAGAAUAUUAUAAGAUGCAAAAUAUUUUAUAAGAUACUUGUAAAUCUACCUCAUGAUAUCACUAAUAUGUUAUUUAAUGUACAUAUUAUUUCUACAAUUAUAAUGUACAUACAAUAUAUGUUUAAGGCUCAUCCAUUUCUGUACCAUUAUAUUAAGAUGGGAAGCAUAGCAAAUAAACGAUACAUACAAAUUGGCUAGAAAUAGCAGUCAUACUGUUAAUAAGUAUUAGGAACAUUAAUAGGAGUGGCUAUUUAUUGUAGAAAAUAGUUCUAAAAAUGUAAUUACUAAUAAGAAUUAUUAUCCCUACAUUAAUUAAUUGAUAGAAAAAGAUUAUAAUUUAAUUAUAACAUUAAUUAACAGCUUAUAUUCAAUAUUUCAUUAAACUUAAUUUUUUUUUAAAUUAAUUGUUAGUACUAGAUACUAAAUUUAUACAAAUCAUUUGACGUUUCAAUUGUAUCACUAGAAAACUUAAAAGGAAAAUAUUAAAUACAUAUAUACAUUUUUUCUUGGUCUAGGGAUUUUUUUUCCCCUAAACUUUGUGUUUGCUAGCAUUCAAAAAACUGUUACGCUCUCGAUGUAUAGCAGCCCUGAAAAAAUAUCAGUUAUAUUAUCCAUUUACUGGUACCUUCAUGUAUAAUCCACCAUUAUCUUUCCAGUCUCUUCAGUGUUUCAUAGUGUAAAGUUUUGCAUAAGGACCUAGCUUGCUAUAAAUAGUUUAACAGACAAGUGGUUGUCAAAAAAAAAUUUAAAAAAUUGCUAUAUCAUAUACAUUUUUGAUUAACUUUUAACUGAUGUAUAUAUAUGUUGACUGAUUCAUUCUGACAUUCAGCUAAUUAUCUAGGCCCAUGAGUUCAUAUUUAAUGCACUUUAGUAAAGUACCUAGUAACUUUGUUAGCAAAAUGGCCAUUCAUUGUUAUCAUGCUCAUGUGCUAUGUUUUUAAAAAAAAUUUAAAUGGUAGUCAUGUAAAUUAAUGUAUAGGCCUACUUAAUAUAUAAUUGCAAUAAAAAAAAUUUUUUUA
Molecule: messenger RNA, 5811 nt
Organism: Biomphalaria glabrata
Lineage: Eukaryota; Metazoa; Mollusca; Gastropoda; Planorbidae
Product: protein SFI1 homolog
Exons: 30
Coding region: 375-4634 (1419 amino acids)
Molecular function (GO): phosphatase binding
Source: RefSeq, a predicted model, not a curated record